GGUAACCGCUUAAACCGGUUACCGUUUGAUCGGUUUCCGGUAUACCGGAAUUCCCCUCACUGCUGUCGUCAGCCAUUACCGAGAAAAAUCGGUAAUACCGCAUACCGACUGGAACUGAAUCGGUAAGGAGAAUGGUUUCCCGAAUUCUGGUAGGCAAGUGUUGCUGGCUUGCUGCGGGCGGAAAUUUGUGGAAGGCUAUCACCCAUCAUUAUUCAUUAUAUUUGUCUUGUCUUCUUGUGAGUCUUGUCUAUUUGUCUUGUACUCUUGUGAGUCUUGUCUACAAAUGAAAUAAAGUGAGAGACCAUCAUUUUCAUUAUUCAUUCAUUCGAUUUCGGAGCAGAUGGAAGGGAAGGAAACCCCUAUGAAAUAAUUAAUCAAUUAACAACAAAUCAUUAAAUCAACAUUAACUUACCUCUCAUCGACGGAGAGGAGAGGACGAAGUAUGAAGUACGAAUUGCUGUAUGGGUUCAGGGCUUCAGGCUGUGGGUCGAGGCUUCGAGCAAUUAAGCUCCGACGGCGACGGGUUCGACGGAAAAGGGCAACGGCGAAGGGGGUCGACGAAAACAGGGCUUGGGUCUUGUCUCUUGGGUGGAUCUUGCGCCGGCGAUGGAGAUGACGAAGAUCCUGCCGGUUUCGAUCGGCGACAUUUGGAUUCGAGAACGGAGGAGGGUCGGCGGCAUGACUGGUCGUGCUCGUGCGACAGGCAAGGGAGAGAGAUGAAAAUAGAGAUUACGAUUUAGUUUUCUACUCUUUUCUAUUAACUAAUUAAUUAUUACAACUAGGUUAAUUAAUUUACUUGGGGGAGUUAGGGUCGAUAAGGGACUAGGGAGUUGGGCUUUUGGUGUUUGGCUGCUGUCUUUCCCAUUCGGUAUCGAAAUACUGAGUUGCCGACGGUAUUUUACCGUUCCUCCCUCGGUAUACCAGUUGCAACGAUCCCGCCGCCGAUUACCGUUUGGUACGGUUAACGGUUUAACCGGUAACCGCGGUUACCGGUACGGUUACCGGUUAAACCGUUAACCGCAAUACCGUAUACCACCCCUAUAAAUAUGUAUGUGGGGUUAUUUGUUUGGAAUUAAUCAAAGAAGCAUAUUAAAAAUCUUGACUCUUUUCUUAUGUGAAGGUUGCUGGUCAGUUCUUCCGAGUUAUGCCUAAUUCUUUUUCUUUUUUUUUUCAAAUCCCAAAUUUCAUUCUAUUUAGUCCAUCUGUUACGAAUUAUCGCGAAUGCCCAAAUUCGACCGAAAACACCCUAGUACGUAGUUUCUUACCGUAUAGUUUCCAUUUUCAUUCCAAAGAAUUCGACCAUGGCUGAUAGUUUCAACUACUAUGCUACCGCUAGUGUUCUUUGAUCUCUACAACGCAAGUCCAAUCAGUCUCUCUCUAGAGCAAUAGUGCAGUACCAUCUAUUCACCAUUAUCCAUGUCCAACCAGUCCCUCUCUAAAGAAAGCAAUAGUAGUGCAUUACUAUCUAUUCACAGUCUCCACAAUGGCUGAUAGUUACGCUACAGCUUGCGCCGUGGUGGCAUCGAUGAGCCUACAUGGUUACAAUGUGGUCAUAUUUGUACUAGAUAGCAUAUAUAAACUCUCAAAUUAAUUACCAUUCUAUUUGUACAAAUGAUUAGUCCGUGCUAACAUGUCUUUCAUGUUGUCAAGUUGAUUAAAGAAACUUGCUCUUUAAGGAUGGGAGAAAACCUACCACAUCCUUUUGUGAUUGAUCUCUCACAGCAGAGUACACCUUUGAUUCUCCUAUGAUUUUUUUUCAAAACGAACAGAUUCUUUUGUUGGGUUUUGAGCUCUGAUUGGGUCAAGUGAAGCCUUUCACUUGGAUUUUGCACCAUGGAGGGCCGUCGGCAAGGAACCAAAUUGAAGGGCUCAAGAAAGGAAUCGAAUCCACUUUGGCUUUGGGCCGGGGAGCCUACAAAGCAAAGCAAGCCAAGCAUCAUCAUUUUGUCCUCCCCGUUUCCAUGGCUGAUGGUCCCUAGCAGUACAUAAAGUCGACGGACUUGAGGCUUGAGCAGCUGGAACAGAGUUCUCCUAGGCCGGAACUGAUCCCCAGCUGUCGCCGUCGUUGGCAGAGGAAAAACAGAGUCGAGCUGUCAGAUUCCGGAAAUCAGUGUUCUUUCUCUCUCCAACUUGCUCUACUUGGCUCUCCCCUUUGUAAUCGCUCUUAAUUUGACUUUGGUAAGUUAUCAGGAGAGGGUUCUGCUUGUUUUUCUGCAUUUUCCGGCGACUUCCCGCACCCUGUUUUUGGCAGAGAUGGUCCCGUUCAGAUCCGAGUCAAUAUAUCGCAAAAAAGUCAAUAUAUCGCC
Messenger RNA from Linum trigynum, 2306 nucleotides. Lineage: Eukaryota; Viridiplantae; Streptophyta; Magnoliopsida; Malpighiales; Linaceae. The record is from the annotation of a GenBank genome assembly.